AUGCAGCCCUGCUCCUCAGCCCUGGCCUUGCUGCUCCUGGCUGCCUGCACCCUGCCUACCAGCAGCUCCCCAGCUGAGCCCAGCUGCCUGCACUUCCCAGAGCUCCUGCCUGCAAAGCUUAAGGAGCUGAGGAUGAAGUUUGAGGAAAUCAAGGAUUACUUUCAAUCGAAAGAUGAUGAACUUAGCAUCCAGCUGCUCAGCUCUGAACUACUGGAUGAUUUUAAGGGCAGCUUCGGGUGCCAGUCAGUGUCAGAGAUGAUGCGGUUCUACAUGGAGGAGGUCCUGCCCAGUGCCAUGAGGACCAGCACGCACCACCAGCAGAGCAUGGGUGACCUGGGCAACCUGCUGCUGAGCCUGAAGGCGACGAUGAGGCGCUGUCACAGAUUCUUCAUGUGCGAGAAGAGGAGCAAAACCAUAAAGCACAUCAAGGAGACGUUCGAGAAGAUGAAUGAGAACGGAGUCUACAAGGCUAUGGGAGAGUUCGACAUUUUCAUCAACUACAUUGAGGAGUACUUGAUGAUGAAGAGUAGGAAGUGA
Molecule: messenger RNA, 537 nt
Organism: Melopsittacus undulatus (budgerigar)
Lineage: Eukaryota; Metazoa; Chordata; Aves; Psittaciformes; Psittaculidae
Gene: IL10
Product: interleukin 10
Exons: 5
Coding region: 1-537 (178 amino acids)
Biological process (GO): immune response
Cellular component (GO): extracellular region
Molecular function (GO): cytokine activity
Source: RefSeq, a predicted model, not a curated record